AUUGGUCCAUGUAAAGAAGAAACCUUUUUAUAAUAAGCUACAUGUACUUUUGAGUACAAUGUCCAGUACUAGAACCACCUUAAUCGACUCAAGAUUUGGCGAUUUCCUUGCAACAUUCACCAUAUCAAACUGCGGCUAUGUUUCACUACGCACGUGUACUAUUAUUGUUGGUUUCUACAUUGUUAUAAUUAGCAUUGUUUUCAAUGUGAUUUUGAUGAUUAUUGUGAAGAAAUGGCAAAAUGAACUUAGAGAUUACCAUGUGUUUCAUGUUGAAAGUGAGACCACACAAGCUGAAGAUACCGCUGGUCAAUCUAAAGAAAGAAGAAUUGCACCUUCGUCGUCAAAAAUGUCAAUGACAUCAAAGAGGUCCAGAUACAGCAUUAUCUCAGUGGUUGCCACCCCAGAUUUGCUACAUGAGGCAGCUAAUCAACACUUAACAUGGUAUCAACGUUCUGUGUUCUGUGUUCUGAUAUUUAAUACCAUUAAGUGCAUUGUGGGAGUAUGCAUCCUGGUGGACACAUUCAUUGUUCUAAAUUGGAUGAUAAAGAUAUGCACCAUCGUGUUUUUCAUGAUUACCAUUGUACAAGCAAUAAGCUCCUUAUUGGUAGCUAUAUACUUGGAGAACAAAGUAGCUGUUAUAUUGAUGGCUGUUCUUUUUAGUGUAAAUUUAUUCUCAGUCGUUGUGCUUUGGAGUUACUACACAGAACAAACUACAAGUUAACUACUGUCACAGCUGAGAUAUUGUUGAAUUUUACCUCAAUACAAUUGCACCAAUAUAUUGUACAAUUUUGUUGCAAUAAAUUUGGUGAGCAGUAA
Messenger RNA from Homalodisca vitripennis (glassy-winged sharpshooter), 816 nucleotides. RefSeq lists its product as uncharacterized. NCBI's taxonomy places the organism in Eukaryota, Metazoa, Arthropoda, Insecta, Hemiptera, Cicadellidae. The record is from RefSeq and is a predicted model, not a curated record. The transcript has 6 exons. Bases 59 to 721 code for a protein of 220 amino acids.